AUGAAAAAUGGAAGAACUUUCGAUCAGAAGCGAUCAGAUACGAUUGGAUUGCACAUGGGUAUACAAGAUACGGGAGAAUUCGGAUAUCUUCAAAGAUUGGAUUCGAUGAAAAUGGAUGAAAAGAAGCGAUUUGGGAGCGAAAUUUUCGAAAUGAGUGAACCAUUUCAACGUCGGCUGAAUGGGCAAGGCAGGGCUGAACGCUUGAAAACGGGUGAAAUAGUCGAAAACGCACCGAAGCAA
Messenger RNA from Mesorhabditis belari, 240 nucleotides. Lineage: Eukaryota; Metazoa; Nematoda; Chromadorea; Rhabditida; Rhabditidae. The record is from the annotation of a GenBank genome assembly.